CGCCCGCAUACCCCGCAUCCCGCAUCUCCGAAAAAAGAAGAGAACGAGUCCUGUUUGCUCCAACAAUCCGUUACAACUUCUACGUCAGACCAAUAAUGCAGCUUGGGAUCACUGAAAACCUGCCCGCUCUUGUAGCGAAGCGCUUCACUGCUGCCAAAGACGCUGGGCAUUUGACUUUCUCCCAGACACAUCUUGCCAUCCUGCACACCGGUGGCAUCCCGUUUCAGCUUCGCUAUUGUCCGGCGCUUGCGAAUAAGCCAACUGGCAAACCCAAGCCAGAUGAGUCCCGUACGGGGAGGAGAUUCGACCCCUUUGAGAACCCUUCGCCCGAACUUUUGAUCGCUCACAUUCCCAAAGAAAAUCCUACGCAUUUCCUUGUUUUGAAUAAAUUUCCAGUCAUCCCGAAUCACUUCAUCCUGGCGACGAAGGACUGGCAAGAGCAAACAGACAUACUCGAGAAAGAAGAUUUGGCGGCAGCGUAUGCCUGCGUCAAGGCAUGGAAGGACGAAAAUCAAACGAGCAGCACGCGACCUAGAAGGUUGUUCGCAUUCUUCAACUCAGGCGAGGAGAGUGGCGCAAGCCAACCACAUAGACAUUUGCAGUUUCUUCCCAUCGAAGCGAUUGCGGAGGCGGAUAACUCUGGAAGUUGGCGACCUCUGAUUGAUGCAGUUUCAUCACGGCCUGAUUCGUCUGACUCGGAGUUUCGACGAAUAACCGAAGUCCCGGUUGCGAACUUUGCUCUACCCUUACCUUCAGAUUCGUCAGCGGAGAGUCUGCAUCGGACAUAUCUGACUCUAUACAAGGCUGCUGCAGUGGCUGCAGGGGUUCCUCGAAGCGCGGCUCAGGCAACGAGCGGACCAGCCGUUGUCAGUUAUAAUCUCGCCAUGACCGAAUCGACGAUGAUGAUCUGCCCAAGGAGAAGCACAAGUGCCCAUAUCUCGGUCGACGAUGCAACACGCGAAGAUGUCGCCGAGGCCGGGAUCGUCGAGCUCAACGGAACGGUUCUCGCCGGUACACUCAUGGUGAAAGCCGAGGCUGAGUGGGAUGAGCUGCGUCGGACACCAGACUCACUGGCGAGGGUACUAGAGGCUAUCGGCUAUCCUCACCCCGAUCUUAGAGAGGUCUCUCUGUUAUGAGCUACUGCGUAGAGUCUUUCUCUCUCUCGUCCUCAUGCCUUCCCUGCCAAAGUACACGAAGGAUCCUUCCUCGGAGCUCUGAGAGAAGCACCGGGAGCAUUACGACCGCAGAUGUGGUGCGCCUGAUAACCGUAAUGCAAGAUAUGGCAUUGAUGAUAGAAUGGACAUGGCCCUUAUUCUAAUAAGGGCAUCUAAGCUGGCAGUCCGGCAUAUAGACCAUUUCAUUUCAGCAGAUGGUGCCUUCCCAAAUAUGUACAUAGUUGACCACAGACUUGCGACAUCCUUCUGCUCAACCAUCGAACACAGUCUUCCUCGUCAUUUCUUCUAUGGUAGUAGUAUCAGCCUUGCUGAACCAAGGGUCAGAUCAUGCCGCCUUGACAUCGUAUCUACAGCUCCAUGUUGACAUCGCAAAAUUGCCGGAAACUAAGGAAAUCACAAAAGAAAUGACAGCCGUUGUGAAAUGAGGAUUGCACGGCUCAAAGUCUGAUCACCUCUUUUGCUGCACUUCACACCACUUCUUCUUGCAUGUGGCAUUACCAAAGUGGUACGAGCCUCCGUGAGCCCAUAUGUACUGGGCAACCUUCUUCCAUGACACCUUGGGUGCAGAACCCGAUCGCCUCGACCUGCAUGUGGAGAUGCAGGGGCUAUGCUUGCGAGAGUCCGAGCACGCUUCGACAGCUUCACAUAAGAGUCUGAUCUGCACGGCGUCAGCAUGUCCUGACUUGCCCAAGUCACGGCCAGAAACUCACAUCAUUCUCCUGCCACUGAGGCUUUCGCACACGCUGCUCUUUGGACUUGGUUAAUGUUCGGAACCUGCCACGGAGCGUUGACUCGGCUUCUUUGAAUCCGCCGAUCCGCUUGAUGUCCUUGUAGGACAAGCCCC
This is a messenger RNA of Aspergillus calidoustus, 2019 nucleotides long. NCBI's taxonomy places the organism in Eukaryota, Fungi, Ascomycota, Eurotiomycetes, Eurotiales, Aspergillaceae. The record is from the annotation of a GenBank genome assembly.